ACCGAGCGCACACAUUUCCUGAAAACGCCCCACGGAGGAGAGAGAAAGGGGGGAAAACUUGACUCAGAGUGACUCUGAAUAACAACAAUAAUACUAAUAAUACUAUUAAAGCGGCGCUGUUGAUCUAAAACGAGGAGGAGGAGGAGGUUGGACUUAAAACUGAGCUGGGGGCCCAAACUUUUUUUUUUCUCUCUCUCUGUCGCUCUUUUUUAAAAACCCUCCGCUUCUUCGUCCUUCGCACAGAAACCUCCGCGGCGGCGGCGCGAGGGACUAUAUCGCUGUCUCGUCUUCCACACAACUCACCGACCAAGGUCAGCGGCGGUGACCGCCCGCAGGGUCUGUCAACGCGGCAGCAGGACCUCCGCGACCCCCCCCCCCCCCGGCGGGGAGGAGAAGCAGAAGAAGUAGAACACCGGGGUAUGAGCUCGCUGGCCGGGGCGGAACACACGACGACGACGCCGCGCCGCCGCUGGAUGGAGGAAGCCCCGGUGGAGGUGUCGGCGGAGGAGUGAACCGCGAGACAGUCUAACAGCCGUCAAACGUCAAAACCCCCCCACAGCGACACCAUGUCGGGGAACGCGGGCACCUACGCCAACAAGAAGAGGAAGAAGCCCGUGCUCAAACAAAAGAAGCCCUCUGAAGGCAAUGAAGUUGUUAAAUCAAACCCUUCAAAGCGACACCGGGAUCGGCUGAACGGGGAGCUGGACCGCCUGACGGACCUCCUGCCCUUCUCCGAGGAUGUCCGCUCUCGUCUGGACAAACUCUCAGUCCUUCGCCUCAGUGUCGGAUACCUGAGGGUCAAGAGCUACUUCAAAGCGACCAUGAAGAGCAGCAGCCUGAUGUUUCCUGGACUGAACGGGCAGAAUGGGAACAACGCGGACACCGCAGGCUUCUCUGAGGGCGACCUGCUGCUCCAGGCGUUGAAUGGGUUUGCGAUGGUCGUCACAUCGGAGGGUUUGGUCUUUUACACAUCAGCCACAAUCAAGGAUUACCUGGGCUUCAACCAGUCGGACGUGGUUCACAUGAGCGUGUUCGAUCUCAUCCACACCGACGACCGGGACAUCUUCAGACAGCAGCUGCACUUCGCCCUGGACCCCCCGUCCGCCGACACGGGCGGCAACGCCGUGCAGAGUUGUGGGACCACGGUGAUGUACAGUCCGGAGCAGCUUCCCCCGGAGAACUCCUCCUUCCUGGAGCGGAGCUUCGUGUGUCGCUUCCGCUGCCUCCUGGACAACUCCUCUGGCUUUCUGGCCUUGAAGUUCCAGGGGCGACUGAAGUACCUCCACGGCCAGAGUUUCCUGAGGGACAACCGGACCUGCAACAAGCCCCAGCUGGCGCUGCUCACCAUCGCCAUGCCCGUUCAGCCGCCGUCCAUCGUGGAGAUCAGAGCCAAGAUGCUCCUCUUCCAGACCAAACACAAGCUGGACUUCACGCCCACGGGCGUCGACAGCAGGGGGAAGAUCGUCCUGGGCUACUCGGAGACUGAACUGUGUAUGAAAGGCUCCGGCUACCAGUUCAUCCACGCGGCCGACAUGAUGCACUGCGCCGACAACCACAUCCGCAUGAUUAAAACGGGCGAGAGCGGACUGACCGUGUUCAGGCUCCUGAGUAAGUCCAACGGCUGGGUGUGGGUCAAGUCCAACGCCAAGCUCAUCUACAAAGGAGGACGACCUGAAUUCAUCAUCGCGUAUCAGAAAGCUCUAGUGAACGCUGAGGGAGAGGAGUAUCUGCGUCAGAGGAGGCUACAGCUUCCCUUCGACUUCACCACGGGAGAGGCCAUCCUCUACAACACGGGCCCGACCGUGGACGUCACGCUGUUCCAGUUCAACAAGAUGUUCAGCGACGGCGACAUGAGCAAGGACGUGGCGCCCGGCUCGCUGCUGGACUGCUUCCUGAAACAGGACGAGACGGCCUACAUGCAGACACCGGAUCUCCCCCUGCCCGUGGACCAGGUGUUCAUGGACAGCCACGCCCUGGUCAGCGUGUCCGGCGACGGGUGGCAGGAGAGCGGCGCCGCGGCCCUCACGGUCGACCCCGUCGUGGUGAAGGACAAGGCCAAGCAGUCGGUGAUGGCCGUGAUCGACAACCUGGAGAAGAUGGCGAACAGCGGCGACUUGAGCGCGGCGCUGCAGAACCUGGAGGUGGACGACGCCGAGCUGAUGGAGUGGGAAAACACCCUGAAAAGGCUCGGUCAGGACGAGGACCAUCAGAACAACGCCAGGUAUGAGCUGGACAGCAUCCUCACCAACGACAUCUUCGACUACAUCGACAGGGUCUUGUGUCAGGAGAAGGGAGGCGGAGGCGUCGGCGGAGGAGGCGGCGGCGGCCUCACGCAGGACUAUAGUAAUCACAACGCCCUGUUCCCCGCCGCUCCGCUCUGCGAGCCGCAGUUGUUCAAGACGCCGAGCCCCGGUCGUACGUACGCUGCGGAGAACGUACUCUGCGCUCGCCAGCAGGAGUCUGCUCAGAUCUUCAACAGCAGCCAGAAACUCUCCCACCAAGGUCCGCUCAUUGCUCAGGCGGACACCAACCUGCCGCCGCUGCAGCCGCUGGAGCUCCGGGACAUUUUCAGCCCGUCCAUAGAGCUGCCCGAGUUUGUCGCCUCGGCUGACGAUGCCUUUGCCUCUUUUCCGUCCUGCGGGCAGGCGUCCGUUGGCCACAUGGGACAGACGCAGUCCAGUCACCAGCUGCCGCAUCCCGGGAACAAUCUGCAGUCUCACGCCAUCGCAGCAAACGGACACAUGCUGCCGAGCUCCGUCAGACAACCGAACCGCGGCGCGCCCAGCGUGAUGGACAUUUUGCCGCCACUGAUCCCUUGCAAUGACUUGAGUUCCUCCACCGCACCUAAUAUUCCCGUUCCCUUCGCCGCGGCGUGUCUGCAGGCGAGCGCCCCGUUCGAAACGCACAAGGUUCAGCCGUGGCCGCAGAGCCAGCAGCUGCAGAAGCUGCCACGAACGGGCGUCACGCACAACGGACACGCGGAGACGGCGCGCCACGGCCAAACUCCUGACAGUCAAACAUUCCCGCACAACAACGGCCUCUGGCCGCGGCACGUCAACCGACUGAACCAAAGUCAGCAGGGGGGGCUGGCGUGUGGCAAGGCAGCCGCUCAGAGCAGCUGCAUGUUCGACCAGCACUUCUCCUCCGCUCCAGCAGUGGGCGACAUGCUGGCGUUCGCCGGCUCCGCGGGCCUGAGUGAGGCAGACCUGGCGACUCUGGAUCCAAGUUGUCUCCAAGGUUCCUGCUGCUUCCAGUGGAGCCGCGGCGAGCCGGCGGUCGGGACGCCCGCCACCGACCGGGACAAAGCCAACAUCAUGGGCCCCUCGGAGCUUGCACUUAACAUCCAGCACUACCAGGAAAACCACAGGCAGACGCAGGACGACAGACUCUCGGCUGAACUCGGUGGAAUCUUCGCCGCUGCUCCUCCGCAUGACGUCGCCAUGUUCCUGGCGGAGUAGCAGCAUCAGCAGCAAACUGCAGCACCAACACGACCACGACGACGACCACGACGACGACCACGACCACGACCACGACCACGACGACGCUGCUUCGCCGGGAACCGGAGUUUUCCUGAAUCGGUGCCUUUUCAUCCUCAGACUCUCACGAUUCCCCCCUCCUUUUAAUAUCAUAUGUUUUAAUUUCACUCAGUUUCUAGUUAUAGAUACACUAUGAUGAUGACAAUAAUCAUAAGAAUGAUAAUGAAGUAUAUAAAGCCUCAAGUGCCUGUACCAGGAUGGAGCUAAGUGAGAUUGUGAAUCCAAAUAGCCAAAGAUUUAUGUUUGUUUUUUUACAAGGGAAACCACAGUGGUCACGUCCACCUAUUUUCCAGAUUUAUAUACAUUAAAAAAAAAGCGAAAAAAAAAAAAA
This is a messenger RNA of Scophthalmus maximus (turbot), 3867 nucleotides long. RefSeq names its product aryl hydrocarbon receptor. Lineage: Eukaryota; Metazoa; Chordata; Actinopteri; Pleuronectiformes; Scophthalmidae. The transcript is spliced from 11 exons. Gene Ontology annotation, cellular component: aryl hydrocarbon receptor complex; transcription regulator complex; cytoplasm. Bases 567 to 3458 code for a protein of 963 amino acids. Gene Ontology annotation, biological process: regulation of transcription by RNA polymerase II. Gene Ontology annotation, molecular function: protein dimerization activity; nuclear receptor activity; transcription cis-regulatory region binding. The record is from RefSeq and is a predicted model, not a curated record.